AUGGGAUCAUCACCGAAGAUCAUCUUGAAGAGUUCUGAUGGCGAGACCUUUAAAAUCGAAAAGGCGGUGGCAAUGCAAUCCCAGACGAUCAAGCAUUUGAUCGACGAGGAGUGUGCCAACGACACUGGAAUCCCUUUAACGAAUGUAACUGGCAAGAUCUUGGCUAUGGUUAUUGAGUAUUGCAAGAAACAUGUUGAUGCUGCAAGUUCUGAUGAGCUUGAGAAGUGGGACGCUGAAUUUGUCAAGGUUGAUCAAAAUACUCUCUUCAAUCUCAUCAUGGCUGCCAACUAUUUAAACAUCAAGAGCCUAUUGGAUCUUACCUGCAUGACUACAAUGGACAACAUCAAGGACAAGACACCAGAGGAGAUUCGCAAGAUUUUCAACAUUAAGAAUGAUUACACCCCAGAGGAAGAGGAGGAAGUUCGUCGCGAAAAUAGUUGGGCUUUUGAAUGA
Molecule: messenger RNA, 453 nt
Organism: Medicago truncatula (barrel medic)
Lineage: Eukaryota; Viridiplantae; Streptophyta; Magnoliopsida; Fabales; Fabaceae
Product: SKP1-like protein 1A
Exons: 1
Coding region: 1-453 (150 amino acids)
Biological process (GO): ubiquitin-dependent protein catabolic process
Source: RefSeq, a predicted model, not a curated record